AUAUUCCGCGUCUUAAAAUAGAUCGUCUCAUCCGUGGUGCCGGGAUUUUCCAGUUAUUGUUAUCUUAACUGAUUGUUAAUCCAUUUUCCAUUGUAAAUUGUGAUAUUCUGUCAUUCUGCGGUUUUGCGAAGAGCUUCAGCUAUCAGCUGUUCAUUGUCAUUCCACAAUUCUCUAUGUCACAUUUUCAUUUAAAGUUGUUCAUUCACGAUCUGUUGAAAAUCCUAGAACGGUAAUCGCUGUUCGCCCUUUUUAACUUUUCGAUUUACCCAUCGGCUUGUGAGUUGUUGUGUUUUGUGAGAAAAAUUCGUGUACACGGACAUGGCGAACAACAUCGAAUAUCUAAUCGAUCCAUCGACGACCAUCUGCCAAGAAUUCGAAAAUAUCAGUAUUUCGUCAGCGACUGAAAAGUUUGUGGACGGAUACCAAAAUCCAGUCGCUUGGCAGAAGAAGUUUAAGGUGUGCGGCAAUCUGUCGAAGGACGUACUGUUCGAUAAUUUGGACAUGAAAGCCAUCACCCAGGACCAAUAUGGUAUGGAGCACGACACACUGCCGGAGUUUAUCAAAUGGAAACUAUUUGGUUAUAACAUAGUAAUAUGUUAUGAAUAUAUUGCUAAAGGAAAUGCAAAUAAAGCUUUAAAUAUUAUUGACGAAAUUGAGAACAUUUUAUCAUCUAUUGGAAACCAAGAUUCGUUUUUAAAAUCUAUUAAAAUAGCUCUCAAUCACAUAACAUUUUCAAUGAAAGGUUAUUUGUUCGAAUUAUGUUCAAUUAAAAAUAUGGUAUUGGAGCAUUUUAUUAUGCCAAAUAAUAUGAAUAAUGCAAAUAAAGCUGGAUUAUUUGGUAUUCAAUCAUUAUUCUUUUACGAGUAUGGUUUACCUUGUGCUCAAAUAGCAAAAGAUAGUGCACUUAAAGCAUUAUCACUAAAUGAAAACGAAGCUGAAUGGUAUUUUUUAAUGGCUAGAGUAUUAACAUAUUGGCAAAGAACAUGUGGCAAUUAUUUUGAAUGUUCUGAACAAGAAAUUAAAGCAUCUGAAAUGGCAGUUAAAAUUGGCAACAAGGAUCACCAUAAAUUGCAUUUAAUUCAUAUAUAUCAUAGAAUGAGUAAAAACAUGAAUAAAAAUAAAAAUGCCAAAAAUGAAAUUCUAGAAAAAGCAUUAAAAUUACUCAUUGAAGUAAUAGACAGCACAAAAGAUUAUCUUUUGCUAAAAAAUUGUUUACUCAGCUUAUCAAAAAUUGCUCAAAAUAAAGAAUAUAACAAUGACGUUGUAAUAAUUUUGGAACAACUUAUUGAUGUAUUAGAAUAUAGUGAUAAUGGUUAUGUUCAUGGAGCAAUUGGAAACUACUAUUUGUUUAAUAAAAGGGAUUAUGUAAAAGCCAAUUUUCAUCUUAAGAAAGCUUAUGAUGUCAAAAGCUUCGGUUGUUCCAUUGAUUAUAUUUAUACAUUCUUUAAAAUAAAUCCAGAAACUGCACCAGUAGAACAAAUGUUGGUAGACUUGUUAAAAACAUUUCCUCAUCCUGUGCAUCAAGAAAAACUUCUAAGUCAAAUUGUAUCAUAUCUUAUUCUAACCAAAAAUGAUCUCAUACGAGCGCUUAAAUACAUUCCAAUGUUAUUGAACAUUAAAAAUGUGACUUGUGUUUACAGUCUUAUGACUCAUAGAACCAAAUUUAGUAACUAUACUAAAGAUGUUAAAUUAAUAGAUGUUUUGUCCGAAGAACUUUCUUUAGCUCUAAGCUCUACAAAAUUAUCAACAGAUGAUAAAAAAAAAGUCACCGAAGUUAUAAAAAUUCUAGAGCCAUAUAAAUUAUAUGUAUCGAAUUUGAUGAAAAAUAAUGGACACAUUUUUAGAAACAAUGUUAUGAAUGAAUCUAAAGUUAAAACUACACAAUAUAAUAAUGAAACUGAACGUAAAGAAUCAUGGACCCAUAACAAUUAUAAACAGGCUGUGAAUUCUGUGAAGAAUAAGGAAGAAGGUAAUUGGAGGACUUUAAAACCAGAUUCUACUCCAAAAACUACAGUAUUUAUGCGUAAUAACCAAACUCAGAUUAAAAAACCGUGGUAUGGAAAUCAAGAUAAAUUAUAACUUGAACUAAUUAAAAAAAUAUAUUUCCCAUGAAAUGAAACUAUUUUAUAUUAUAUACUAUGCAGUUGUAAUUUUAAAUGAAUUAAUGUUAAAUCGUAGUAUGUAGCCAAACGUAACUAAUUCUUGUAUCAUUUUUAAUUUGAGCUAUUUUAAUUUAAAUUGUUUUUAAUUUAAUAAUAUUCUUUUCUAAAUUUGUUUUAAUAGACACCAAAACUGUUUUAUAAUUGUCAAUUGACUUGUUUAAAAAAUAUAUAAAAUAUCGUUCACAUGAA
This is a messenger RNA of Aphis gossypii (cotton aphid), 2351 nucleotides long. RefSeq lists its product as uncharacterized. The coding region runs from base 319 to 2079 and encodes 586 amino acids. NCBI's taxonomy places the organism in Eukaryota, Metazoa, Arthropoda, Insecta, Hemiptera, Aphididae. The transcript has 6 exons. The record is from RefSeq and is a predicted model, not a curated record.